This is a messenger RNA of Metopolophium dirhodum (rose-grain aphid), 2950 nucleotides long. RefSeq lists its product as uncharacterized. The record is from RefSeq and is a predicted model, not a curated record. NCBI's taxonomy places the organism in Eukaryota, Metazoa, Arthropoda, Insecta, Hemiptera, Aphididae. Bases 171 to 2024 code for a protein of 617 amino acids. The transcript is spliced from 6 exons.
GCGGCCGUGCCCAGCAGAGUGUACUCGAACGGCGACCCGCGUGCGAUUCUUUUGCCCGAAAUAUUAUUACAUCGAGUAGAGAUCCUCAGCACCUUCGACAUCUACCGCGUGUUACUUGUCUGCGCGAGUGUUGCGCGUGAACGUUCCAGGAAGAUACGAAACGUUACGAUAUGUCGGCCAAGACGAUGGUCUACGCGUUUGCCGUCGUAGCAUUGGCCGCGGUCUGGUCGGCCGCGGCUCUGCCACUGGUCGUCGACGAUGUCACGUCGCCGGCCACCGUGAAGUCAAAUGUCGACGUUGAGGCCUCGUUGGGGAAGGUGGUUCAGAAGCAGGAGUCCGAACAGCAGCAGACGGAGGGCACGGACGCGUCGGUUCUGCAAACGGACGUGACCGCGUCGUUCCCGGACGUGCAGCAGUCCAGUCAAACGGAAGAAGUGACGGUUGGAUCGGCAGUUCCAGUGGUCGGAACCGACCCGGCCUCACCGGAAGUCUCAAACUCGAAGGCCGAAUCCGACGUUCCCACCACGGCCACCGACGUUGAACGAACGGACAGCGUCGCAGGAACCAACUCGCCCAGUCCCGUCGCCGAAACCAACUCGCCCAUCCCGUACCCAUCCAGCUCCGAUGCCAAACCCAACCCGUCUGUCCCCGUCCACGGCCAAACGCCCAAACCGUUCUACAUGGGUGACGUGCAGACCGUGAAACUAGGACCUAACAUGCCGUUCUUUUUGGAAUUUUUCCAGCCUUUCCAGUCUUUCCAGCCUUUCCAGCCAUUCCAGCCUAUGGUUCCCAACCGUGAGCAACAACCGUUCAGACACCAACCGAUACCGUUCGGCACCCCCAUCGACCCAUUCGCCAACCCCAUGAACGCCCAACCUUUCAACCAGAUGGUUGAAGCGUACACCAACGAGUUUAGAACGCCCGGAGUCAUAAUAUUAAAACCGAAAAGAAACGUCCGAGUUAAUACAACCACAAUGCCACCCAUUCCGUUGUUAAUGAACAUCAUGCUUAACGCUUUUCGGCAUCACGAGCCGUCAGGUAUGUUGGAAUCUUUCGACAAAAUGGGCCUGCCACCAAUUGAAAGUGUUGGCAUCAAACAAGAAGGUUCGAACAAGCCCGUGAGGAAGACUACGUCCAAAACCGAGAUCAUUGACGGACACAGAGUCCAAAUAAACGAAACGACGGUCAGCGACGGAGACGAAAACCACAAGAGUUUCUACCAUUUCAAAGAGAUCCAGGUGAUGCCCGAAGAGGUCAACAAAGAAAUCUUAACCGAAGGGAUCAACAAAGAAAUCACAACCGAAAAACAGAUAUCGAUAACUGACGACGAUUUGGAGACGCAAAAAGUGGAGACAAACGAAAUCAAACCGUACGCCAUCAUGAAGAAUCAAGACAACCGGACGAACUUUGUUAAAAAGACACCGGCCGGACCCGUCCCGCUGGACGAUCAAUUCCAGACUGCCGCGGCCAGCUACUACGCUCCUUACGCUCCGAUGUUCCGGUCGCAUCAACAGCCACCAACCGGCCAUUUGCAGCAGAAGCAGUACCAUGGAUCGUAUAUGACGCCGAAUCAGGGCUUUUACCCGGCACCAGUCCAAGGUUAUUACCCGGCGGCACCUAUCCAAGGUUAUUACCCGGCACCUAACCAAGGUUAUCACCCGGCACCUAACCAAGGUUAUCACCCGGCACCUAACCAAGGUUAUCACCCGGCACCGAACCGAGUACCGCAUCCAGCCCAGAACCUCGAAUCGCGUCCGCAUCAACAGCCAAUCAGCUUGGAAAGCGACAUUCUGGUCAACGAGCUGGUCGCGGCCCAACAGCAAGCGACCGGCGGCACGGUGUUGCCGCCCAACGUGGAGUUUGUGGACGUGAACGGCAAACCGCAACCCAGCGGCGAGUAUCAUCACUACUACAACAGCCAACAACACCACCACAACAACAACAACAACAACAACAACAACAACAACAACAUCAACGACAGCGGAAAUCGCGGUCAUGACAAGUUUCCCGGCCGUAAGUACUGACCAAUCUAACCGCGGUCGGUGCGCGUUAUGACUUUAUGAUUUAGGAUAUACAAUUAUAAUUUAUAAUAUCAAAUUAAUACGUAGGUAUACUAAUAGCAUGUGUGUAGUAUACUCUGCAGCAGGUAAAUACCGGGACCGCUGUAUCGAACCGUUUUAUCGUUAACAUGCCCAAUAUUAUCAUACUCGGUACCUGCCUAUGUAUAUCAUAGGUAUAACAUAUUAUGUCCGCGUCAAGUGUAUUCCGUAUUAUGCGAAGUCUUUGUCAUUAUCCGGUCAUUUAAUUAAUAUUUAUGUAUUAAGAAUAUUGUUUUUGAUUUGUUUGUAUAUAAAUAUGCUUCAUUUUAAGUACUUAUAUUAUAAUAUUACAAGGUGUGUCUUUUUGCGUAUCCACCCCCUAGAGAGACCAUCGAGCGUCGUUGAGGUCGCUCCUCUCUCUCACUCUUAUAUUUGUAAUAUCCGUGUAACGGCGGCUUAUUAUUCCAACGCAUAAAUAAUAAAUAACCUCAUUGCCCUCGCAAUACACACAUUUAAUUCAUGAAUAUAUUAUUUUCACGAACUAACGGAAAUUUGCCCCACGUGGAAACGAAAAUAUACCAAUUAACUAUUGUAUUAAAACAAUUAUUUUAACCAAUAUUUGUCUACACUAGGUUUUUCAAAAAGUAUGAUUUUGCUAUGUGGUUGAUCCAAUGUUUGGCGUUGCUUUUGAUUCGUAUUAAUUAUUAACUUAUUGUUAUGUGAUUAUUUAAUAACUGCAUUAUACCUAAUAUGUAUAUUAUGUUUCUACAAUAAAUCGUAAUGAUACCAAAGUUAAAAUAUGAUAUUAUCUUAUGUUAUUUUUAUAAUAUGUCUUUAUUUGUUUACUAUUUUUAUAUUAAGGCUUGAUAAAAUAUAUUAUGCAUUUUUAUACUUUGCCUGAUUAUAAAUUA